This is a messenger RNA of Babesia sp. Xinjiang, 1641 nucleotides long. RefSeq names its product Ribonucleases P/MRP protein subunit POP1. The record is from RefSeq and is a predicted model, not a curated record. The transcript has a single exon. Gene Ontology annotation, biological process: tRNA 5'-leader removal. Lineage: Eukaryota; Apicomplexa; Aconoidasida; Piroplasmida; Babesiidae. Gene Ontology annotation, cellular component: nucleolar ribonuclease P complex; ribonuclease MRP complex. The coding region runs from base 1 to 1641 and encodes 546 amino acids.
AUGCCGUUGUCUUCCUCCAAAGAUGGCUCGGCUGAGCUAUUCGGCGGCGCCGUACCCGGUGACGCUGGGUCGUUGGAGGUGGUUAACGUGAAGAAAUUCCUAGAAUCUCGUUGUCUGGAAAUAGAGGAGUUGUUAACUACACUCAAACGUAGCGAGAAACAAGACCGUAUAUUCCAGAGACUGCCAUUCAUUCUACGUAGACGAGGGACAUCGCAUAACCCAUUCCGUGUACCAAAGCGACUUAGGCUACACCUUGCCCGUGAGAUGGCUAAAAGUAUGCCAAAAUGCGCAAAAAGGUUACGUAAAGAUGUAAGGAGACGUCUAAACCGUUUAGAAGAGUACCGUAGCCGUUGCAAACGUAACCAGUGGCUUGAGACACAUCUCUACCAUGCAAAACGCUUCAAAAUGGCUACGCUUUGGGGACACAGAUUGGCAUAUUGUACGGCUCAGAAAUGCAGAAGAAGAUGUCUACGAUACUGUAAACGUCGCUGCGUCAUACAUGAUCUGUCAUAUGUACGUGUUGUAAGUGUUAGUGGCACUCUACCUGUACUGCGCCAAGCAUUCCGUUCCGUAUUUGCAGAUUCAUCGCUCAUGUUCCAGGAUAGGCUGCUUAGCGGCGAGUAUCAAUCCCAGUGCUACUCCUAUUCGUCCAGUGGCGGGUCGUGUCGUAUGAUCUGUCCGACACGUUUCAUUUGGAUUGUACCAUGCCACUCCCAAAUGACAUCAGAUGAAGUUCGUGAGAUAUGGCUUUUCGUACAUCCUGCUGCUAUUGACGAAUUUGUAGAUACGUUAAACAAUAGCAGCGACGAUCUUGAAUGCCGUGUAGUGAAAGAUUUGUGCACUUUCGAGAUCAUGGGUCCACUUGCAGCUCUGUUGUUACGCGCUACACUGAAGGUUGAUGGCAAGCUAUCGACAGGCAAUGCUUUGUGGAAGCGGGUGAAUCUAAGAAACGUGGAUGUUCCACCUUCUUACGUUCUGCCCUUGCGGGUCAUGAUGCCGGUCGUCCAUGGCAACCUAAGACCACAAUUCAAGGUAAAAAGCAUGUGCGACCAGCACUUUGGAUCAGGGUGCUUCUCGGCAGACUUGGUAUCCCCUGAUGAACGCCGUGAGUUGCAUGAUUUCAAAGUCUCGGCGGAUUUCGAAAUAGUCACUAAGGUGGAUCUACCCCGGCUACGGCGGAGGAACUAUGCCAGCCAGGUUUCCAAGUUAUUGGAAUCACUCAACGUCCGUCAACCGAACGGCAAAGAUAAAGUCGAUGGCGUCAGGCCGGGGACAAAAAAUAACGACACAAAUACAUCGACCAGCUCGGAUGAAGCGCAAGAUUGCUUAAUGGAUUCGUCCCACGACAUAGACAUCCAUAAAAACAUGACAGAAGAUGCUAUGGAUUCUAGUAAAUAUACAGAUGAUACUGUUCCCGUAUGGUUAAUUCGCCGGGGUGAUGCUCUGGGCGGGUUUGACAUUGUGAUACCAGCUGGCACAAUAGCCCGUAAACUGUGGAUCCUGUUAAACCGCUACGGUGCCAUGGGGAUUGCUCAGCGUGAACGUGAGAUGAUAUAUGCAGAGUAUGGCCAGUGUUCAUUCCCACAAGACUAUCCCGAUACUUUAUCUGGGCAGAGCUAUUUGAGAGCAGCUGAGUCGUAG